AUGUGUCAACGCACUACAAUAAAAAGUAGUGAAGAUAGAGAAACAAUUAAAAUGUCUCCUAAUGAUUAUACAAUGACAACAAAUAAUCAUCCUAAUCAUUCUGAUCGUAUUAAUGAUCGAACUUUAUCCAUUGAAAAUAAUUCCAAUACGAAAUAUUUCGUUGAUCUAUAUACAGCAGCAUUACAUUUAAGACAAAGAAUGCGAGAAGAAAAUUUAAUCCAUCGUUCAUAUUCAGCUUAUUUAAAUGAUAAAAACAGUCAACGUUCAUUGUUUCAUAAUUGUUUUCAUUCGUAUGAAGCAAUUGAUUGGCUUAUAAAGAAACAACUAUGUAAAACUAUUUAUGAUGGUGUUGAAAUAUUUCAAGUUUUAGAAAAAUUAAAAGUUAUUCAUCAUGUUUGUGAUCUAAAUGAAUUUGAAUAUCCAUCAUCGGGAUCGUCUUCUAUUAGUAAUGUGAAAUAUUUAUAUCGUUUUCGUCUUGAUGAUGGCACCGCUGAUAGUAAUCGCUCGUUUCAACAAUUUGCUUCUAUUUAUGAAACAUACACUAGUUUGUUUACACUUGAUAAAAGUCAAUGUCGCGGCGUAAAUUUACAACAACAAGUUCCGCUAACAGAUCCAUAUAGUGAACAACCUGGCGUAGUACUCAAAGGUGAUAAUUUAGCUCGCAUGCUUGCAUUACGUAGUGGUGUAAAUAUGCAAAAUGUUGAACGUCUCGCUGAUGAUAUGAUUAUGUAUGGCCUUGUUAAAUUUGACGAAUGUGAUCAACAAACAGAAUGUUGUUGUUCUUCAAAUAAAUUUCAUGAUGACAGUAAUCAUCAAUAUAUAUUAAGUAAUACGCAUCGUUUAUUAGCUGAUAAACGUCUUGAUCUUAUUGCUUUAAUGCAAUCUGAUGCAUUAUUAUUAUCAUCACCGAUUCAUCAUUCACCACCAUUAAUAGGAAUUCCAUCAAAUUCAUUGGUUAGCGUAUCAUGUCCUGAUCGGUCACCAUCAAUAGAUCAUAUGCAAACAAAGAAUUCUCUUAAUCGUACUUUAAGUAGCUAUUAUUGCAAUGAUCAUUUAAACAAACUGUCACCGUUAUUACCAUCAAGCAACUGUUGCCAUCACUAUUAUUCACGUAUGUUGCCUUCAAAUGAAACGAUUCAUUUAUCAUCGUUAAUACAAUCGACAAACAUACGGCGCCAUCCAAUAUCUGGACUAACAAGUAGUAAUAGCUCAUUGAUAAGUGAUGAACCACAAAUGAAUCGAAGAAUAUCUAAUGGCGAUGAACUUGAUUGUACAACUAAACUAACGUGCACAGUAGCAAACAGUGAAGUAUUUCGAAGAAAAAAAUCGGCUAGUUUAAAUUCACCAGCUAAUUCAGAGAGUCGUCCAACAGUAGACGAACUGGAAAGAUUAGAAUUACCAUGGUGUUGGAAAAGUUAUUCACUAAAACGUGAUCGACGUGGUUAUGGAUUGAUUCUUCAUGGUGACGGACCGUGUUAUAUUGAAAGACUUGAUCCGUAUGGUUCUGCGUAUACAUCUGGAAUACGAAUCAACGAAUAUAUAUAUGCAAUUGAAGGUGUUAACGUUCUACGUCGUUCUGGUAAAGAAGUUGAACGUUUACUAUCAAUGUUUGAUAAAUGUACAAUAUAUACUGUAUAUAAUCGUGAUGAUUUUUCACAACAUUCAAUUCCACCUAAUGAAUAUCAUUCAAAUAAAAUCUAUCCAUUAAAACAACCGUCUUCAUUAUCAUCAUCAUUAAAUGAUUAUAAUAAUAAUGCAAAUACAUUAUUAACAACAUUAAAUAAUCAUUCAUCAAAUCAGCAAGUGACUCUGUAUUCAUCAUCGCCACAAAAUCAACAAAAUUCUUCACCAUCAUCAUCAGUUGAUGGUGCAUCAUCUUGUUCAAUAUCGCCGAAACAAUUUGUGACAACAAAUAAAAAGGGAACAUUAUCGAAACAUUUUAAUCUUUUUAAAUUAAAUUCUCGGUCUUGUUCAAAUUCAUCAUCAAUCAACACAAUAAAAUAA
This is a messenger RNA of Rotaria socialis, 2004 nucleotides long. The record is from the annotation of a GenBank genome assembly. Lineage: Eukaryota; Metazoa; Rotifera; Eurotatoria; Philodinida; Philodinidae.